Molecule: messenger RNA, 2287 nt
Organism: Oryzias latipes (Japanese medaka)
Lineage: Eukaryota; Metazoa; Chordata; Actinopteri; Beloniformes; Adrianichthyidae
Product: E3 SUMO-protein ligase CBX4
Biological process (GO): protein sumoylation; negative regulation of transcription by RNA polymerase II
Cellular component (GO): PRC1 complex
Molecular function (GO): SUMO ligase activity; SUMO binding
Source: RefSeq, a predicted model, not a curated record
CUGAGCGACUCCGUCAAAAGGGGAGCAGCGGGGAACGUCGGGAGGCGGAGGGUUCGAGUUUCUGCACCGGAGGAGGAGGCGGAACGGAGGAGACAACGGGAGCAAGGCUGGAAUAAAUACAGAAAACAGAGGAAGAAAAUGGAGCUACCCGCCGCGGGAGAGCACGUCUUUGCGGUGGAGAGCAUCGAGAAGAAGCGCAGCAGGAAGGGAAGAGUCGAGUACCUGGUCAAGUGGAGGGGAUGGUCCCCGAGAUACAACACAUGGGAACCGGAGGAAAACAUCCUGGAUCCAAGGCUGCUGGAUGCUUUCCAGGACCGGGAACGUCAGGAGCAGCUGAUGGGAUACCGCAAGAGGGGCCCCAAGCCCAAACACCUCCUGCUGCAGGUGCCUUCUUUUGCCCGGAGGUCCAACGUCCUGGCGGACCUUCAGGAGGCGUCCCUGGAGGACGACGGCCGUCAGAAGUCCGGCCCCAUCCAGACGCUCCUCCCCCAGGCUCAGCAGCAGUACCAGCUCAACAGCAAGAAGCACCACCAGUACCAGCCUUUGUGCCGGGAGGCCGAGCAGCAAACCAACGGCAAGAAGUUCUACUAUCAGCUCAACAGCAAGAAGCACCACCACUACCAGCCGGACCUGAAGAUCCAUGAGCCGGUGUUCGCCAAGCCGCUGGAGGUCAAAGCUCCAGAGCUGGCCAGCAAGGGGUACAACCUGCCCCCGGUGCUGCAGCAGAAGUGGGUCCGGGACAAAGACUCUGGCUGUCUGACCAAAGUGAAGGAUAUAACCAUGGAGCUGAAGAAACUUCCCGCCGACCUCAACGGGCUCAAGGGGUCGGACAAAGUGAAAACGAAGGAGGAGUCUUCGGCGAACGGCGGCGGCAAGCUGAAGAUCGUGAAGAACAAAAACAAGAACGGCCGCAUCGUCAUCGUCAUGAGCAAGUACAUGGAAAACGGGAUGCAGACGGCUAAGAUCAAAAACGGGGAUUGUGAGGGGGCUGGGAAGCCGGCGGAGGGGCUGGAGGGGGGGAUGGAGAAACACCUGGAGAAGAUGAAGCUCGUCAAGAAGCUGGGCCUCAUGAACGGAUUUCCCAAACCGCCCAAAGACAAGCCGAUCGUUCUGUGUUCGGGAUUCAGAGCGGAGAGCAGCCCCAAAGAAAAGGAGACGUCCGCUCAAAUCCAGCUCGCCCUGACAGAGCAGGAUAAGCAUGAUGGGGUCAGAGGUCAGGAGGAGCUUCCACAGGAUCAUCCUUUACAACUGACAGGCAAGCCUAAUCUGCUCUCACUGCCUUUGGAAGGGAGAGCCCCCUCCUCACCGCUGGAUACAAGGGGAAGCUGUCAGGGACUAAAGCGACACCUCUCUGAUGCAGAUGGGGAGGAACACAACCCCAGCAAGCGCUUUCUCAGCUGCCGGACCCUCAGCACUCCCAGCGCCGCUCCGUCCCCCGACCGAACCGGGGCGGCGGGGGUCAGCAGCCUGCGGGACUGCGGCUACGCAGAGCAGGAGGAACCCAUCGAUUUGAGGAUCGUCAAGCCGAGGCCCUCAGCCGCGGCCGAGCCGCCGGAACGUCCUCAGGACGACAGUCGGACAGAAACCCCGGCUCUGCCCCAACCUCUGGAGCCGGCAGAGGACAAGGCCGGGUCAGAGUCUGAGCUGGAGUCCAGAAAGGAGGACGCGUUCCCUUCGUUCCAGCCGUUCCUGGGGAAUAUAAUCAUCACAGACAUCACGGCGAACUGCCUGACCGUCACGUUCAAGGAAUACGUCACGACAUAGCAGCGUGACGGGCUGUAGAAAUGUGCAUAGAAUAUCUAUAUAUUUGUAUUUUUCAAUGCUUGAAUGUACAAAUAAACUCCUGACGUUUUCAUUUUUGUACAGUUCAGAUUUUAGAGAAAAGUCUCUUUUAUUGCUUUUUUUGUUUGUAUAUUUCUACCUAAAAGUUCCUCCUGUUGAUCAGUAGUCACAUGCAGUACGUUCGGCUUCUUCAAACCGUUUCCACGUUUGCUCAAACUUUAAACAAAUUUGCACUUUUGUAAAUAAGUGAUGUCACAGACAUCCACACAUCAGGAACCUUUAAAGGGGAAACUUCUUUUGAGUUAUGAUGAACUGUAAGAAUGGCAGUGAGGCUGUUAACUGAAGCACCUUUCCUGCCAGUAAAAUGUUGACUUUUUUUUGUGGAAGCUCAUUCAUGGCUGCUCUCCUCUCUCCGGUUCUUCUGUCUGUUCUGCAGCAGCUCCAUGACGUCUGCAGAGAUUAAGCUGAUCAGAAAUAAGGCUGCAAUAAAUAUGUAUUAAGAGCA